Messenger RNA from Oppiella nova, 647 nucleotides. The record is from the annotation of a GenBank genome assembly. NCBI's taxonomy places the organism in Eukaryota, Metazoa, Arthropoda, Arachnida, Sarcoptiformes, Oppiidae.
CGCACGUAUGUAAUGUACUCGUGGUUAGAGUCCGCACCCGAAUCUGACAGAGCAUUGCAAUUGACUUUUAAUUGACGCAAAACUUAUUCCCUAUUUUGCACACAAUAUUCAAUUCAAUGAGAAAGUGAUUCACAUUCUGGUGGCAAACCUAUUGUCAAACACUUCUAUUAAUAUCCAUUCAAUUGAUUGAAUUACACAUUAUUUAUUGCAUUCAAACAUCUGAAUGAAUGAACACGUGAUUCAACACUGAAUCCAACGCUUGUAAACAAACCCACGAUUGUUCGCAAUUGACCGUUGAUUUGAUGCCAAAGAGUCAUCACUGAUCCAUAGGAGACAUGAAUAUCAGAUGCGCUAAACCAUGUGAUCUGAUGAAUAUGCAACACUGCAACCUGUUGUGUCUGCCGGAGAACUAUCAGAUGAAGUACUACUUCUAUCACGGCUUGUCGUGGCCUCAGCUCUCAUACGUUGCCGAAGACGAGAGCGGAUCCAUUGUUGGCUACGUGUUGGCGAAGAUGGAGGAGGACUCGGAUGACGACCCUCACGGACACAUCACGUCACUGGCGGUGAAGCGGUCGCACCGGCGGCUCGGGUUGGCUCAGAAGCUGAUGGACCAGUCNUCUGGUUCAGCUAAUGUGACAAUCGGUUGA